AUGUAUAAUUCAAGAAAGGGGUCUAAGACGUCUCGCUUGAGGGGGAUCGAUGAGUUUCUAUCCAUCGAGAGUCAGCCUGCCGAACAGGAAGAGGAACAAGGAGCUGAGCCUGUUCCAGUGGAAGAACAACGAGCGGCUGAUCCUCCUAUGACAAGAGCAGCUGGGAAAAGAAAACUUUCUGCUGAUGAAGCCGGCCAAUAUGAUAAACAGAUUCGUCGGAAACUUCUGGUGGAUUCUCCUCCCAAAAACCAGCCAAAAUCUAAGUUGAUGGCUGAGGCCAUCAAAGCUGCUAUAAAUGAAGAACAACAGGAAUCGUCCGUGGCGGGCCUGCCGCAUAGAGCUGGCCUUCGUUCUCACGGCCCAGCUUUAUCGGGCGAAGCCUCUUCCUACCAUCCUCCCGAGGACCAAGAGGAUGAAUUAUUGGAGGCAGACGCAGAAUCUGCACCAGUGAUGGAUCUUCCUAGUCCUACAACGGGACUUAUGAAAAGCCCAGCCGCUGGUGCAAGUCUUCCGGAGUCUUCAGCUGUUCCGGGUGAUGAGGAGCGAGUUGAUUAUGACGACUCCCCAACUGGUGAUGCAGCUGAUGAAGAUAGAGGUGAUGAGGACGCCGAUGUUGGUAACAUGUCAGGUGAAGGUUCACCUACUCCCGGGACUACUUCAGCUGCUCCUUUAGAGCAAGAACCUGCGCAAGUGUCGGCUCCUUUAGAAGAGCAACAUUUACCUGGUUCUCCUACGGCGACUGUUCCGCCUGUAGCGUUGCCUGAAACCACUGCCGCUACUCCUCCUCCGGAACAACAGCUCGUGCAGGUAUCAGCCCCUAUGCAAGAGCAACCCCUGCCUGACUCUUCUGUAGUAGCUGCUUCACCAAAAGCGGUGAUGAAGAUCUCACUCACCCCAACGGAGGCUGGGCCUAGCUCUUCUCAAGCGAAAGCAUUAAUGGCUUUGACCUCAAGCCCUUCGCAAUUGAACAUUUCAAUCGCCUCUGCAGCUUCAGCACCUGGAUCGCCUGCUAGUCAUCAUCUUAACGCAUCAAUCUCAGCUGCUGAAGGGGUAUCUUCGGGUGCAAUUGUCAGUCUCGCUAAUGCACCUAAAUUCCUCCAAAUCUCCUUGGUGUACCUAAACAGUCUUGCGAAGACGGUAGUCGAGUCCUUGAUGAAUGGUCAAGGAACUUUGAACUCCUUUCGACCUCUGCUGGAAGCAGGCUUAAACGGGGUCAGGAGUGUGGGCGAAACUCGAUGGUUCGAACGCUGCUCAGAGAUUAUCCUUCGUUUGGAGGCGAAAUUACAACGCUUCGAGACCAUGGGCCAUAGUGACCUUCAGCCGCAAAUUAUGUCCACUUUGGCUAGUCUUCAGGUCGCUGAGGUGAUACACCGAGAGACGCUAGAACGGGACUUAGCUGAAAAAGAGCGUCAGAUUGCAGAGCUUCGUGAGCGUAACACUCGGAAGCGAGAAGAACUAGAACGCUCAACUGCUUCUAUGAAUUCGCUUCGGGACAGACUGGUUGAAGCUGAAGCCGAAGUCCUGCGAUUGAAAGCUGAACUCUCCCGCGAAGAAGGCAUUGUCAACAUCCUUAGUACCCAGAAUGCAGCUAGUACUUUGGAGUAUCAUGCACAAGCUCAAGCUCUGGAAGACGCCAGAAAGGAAAUGGCGGCCAUCAUCAUACCCAGCGAGGAUGAACUCCGAGCAAAGGCUGAAGCUAUGGUGCGAGCUAACCACGAGGCGGAGCUAGCUGAACUCAAGGCUCAACUCAUCUCUUUUGAUUUAAUGCAUGAGUGA
Asparagus officinalis (garden asparagus) is the source of this 1776-nucleotide messenger RNA. Its product is annotated as arginine-glutamic acid dipeptide repeats protein-like. The coding region runs from base 1 to 1776 and encodes 591 amino acids. The record is from RefSeq and is a predicted model, not a curated record. NCBI's taxonomy places the organism in Eukaryota, Viridiplantae, Streptophyta, Magnoliopsida, Asparagales, Asparagaceae. The transcript is spliced from 3 exons.